AUGUCCACAUCCGCCUCAUCCCCAUCCUCGCCCUCAUCUUCAAGCAUUUCAGACCCAGAUAGAUGGAUUGCCCAGCUAAAGACUUGCACACACCUCUCUGAACCUGACAUGAAAAAACUCUGCGCGAUGGUACGGAACAUCCUACUGGAAGAGAGCAAUAUCCAACCCGUCUCGUCACCCGUCACGAUAUGCGGUGAUAUUCAUGGCCAGUUUUGGGAUCUCUUAGAGUUGUUGAGGAAGGGUGGGGAUGUUCCCGGGACGAGUUACAUCUUUAUGGGCGACUUCGUGGAUAGAGGCCAUUACAGCCUAGAGACAGUUUCCCUUCUAUUCGCGUUAAAAGCGAGGUAUCCCGAUCGAGUAACCCUCCUACGCGGGAACCACGAAAGCCGUCAGAUUACGCAGGUAUACGGUUUCUAUGACGAGUGCCAACAGAAGUACGGUAGUGCGACAGUAUGGAAGACAUGUUGUGGGGUGUUCGAUUUCCUAAAUCUUGCUGCCAUAAUCGAUGGGCACACACUAUGCGUGCACGGAGGCCUGUCACCCGACAUUCGAACGCUUGACUCGAUCCGGACGCUCUCACGCGCGCAGGAAAUCCCGCAUGAAGGUGCUUUUUGCGAUCUGAUGUGGUCAGAUCCGGACGACAUCGAGAACUGGGCUGUGAGUCCGCGAGGGGCAGGGUGGCUUUUUGGUGGCAGUGUGGUCAAAGAGUUCAACCACGUCAACGCGCUCUCUCUUAUCGCACGCGCGCACCAGCUCGUGCAAGAAGGGUACAAGUACAUGUUCGACAAGCAGCUCGUCACCGUAUGGUCUGCGCCGAACUACUGCUACCGCUGCGGGAACAUGGCGGGCAUUAUGACGGUGCGCGAUGACGGCGGGCAGACGUUUGAGGUGUUCGAAGCGGCUGCAGAGAACGAGCGAGACGCGAUGGGCGCUGGGGGACUUGGAGGUAUGGGAGGCGGAAUGGGUAUGGGUGGCGGGUUUGGCGCGCGGAGAGGCGGGGUGAGUGUUUUUUAUAUAUUUAGAUCUUCGUUCCGUGAAUUUUUCGCUGACUUGAUUUUUCUCUGA
Messenger RNA from Psilocybe cubensis, 1065 nucleotides. RefSeq lists its product as uncharacterized. Lineage: Eukaryota; Fungi; Basidiomycota; Agaricomycetes; Agaricales; Agrocybaceae. The record is from RefSeq and is a predicted model, not a curated record. The coding region runs from base 1 to 1065 and encodes 354 amino acids. Gene Ontology annotation, molecular function: protein serine/threonine phosphatase activity. Gene Ontology annotation, cellular component: cytoplasm. Gene Ontology annotation, biological process: G1/S transition of mitotic cell cycle; peptidyl-serine dephosphorylation. The transcript has 7 exons.